AUGAGUAGUGAGAUGAGCCAACUACGUACUGGUCAGGUCUUCUUCAGUGCCACUAACUACAACUACCCGCACGGCACAUUAAUGCGCCAUGAUUACUUCGAUAACGGUUACGAUGACUACUUCGUUCGGGACUGGAUGAGGCCUGAUGAGGACAUUCUGAGGCGACACUAA
This is a messenger RNA of Perkinsus marinus ATCC 50983, 171 nucleotides long. RefSeq lists its product as hypothetical. NCBI's taxonomy places the organism in Eukaryota, Perkinsozoa, Perkinsida, Perkinsidae. The transcript has a single exon. The record is from RefSeq and is a predicted model, not a curated record. The coding region runs from base 1 to 171 and encodes 56 amino acids.